Equus caballus (horse) is the source of this 6675-nucleotide messenger RNA. The record is from RefSeq and is a predicted model, not a curated record. Lineage: Eukaryota; Metazoa; Chordata; Mammalia; Perissodactyla; Equidae.
UUUGGGGAGAAAAAGGAAAAAUAAAAUCUUUAAAAAAAAAAAGAGAAAUUUUGCUGUGAAGGGGAGGUACGAGAAUAGGUAGAUGGGACUUUAGGGUCAGAAGAUGGUUGCAUUUUGUUGUUGUUGUUUUUGUGUUUUUUAAGAUAGAACUAAAAAUUGUUAGAGUGUUGCUAGAAGGGAGCCACUGCAGAGGGAGAGGCUAAAAAUGCAGGAGAGAGAUGGGGCAUCUGAUGGCUCAGGCUCUCUGAGAGUGCAAGAGGAGCUUGAGGUCCAGCACACAUGGAGGAAAUGGCCUUUGGCAGGAGAAGGGACACUUGCUUUAUUGCAGCAAGAGGGAAGGAGGACAGGGCAGGUGCAGGCAGCCGGGUUAAAUUUGGAGGGUGACAUAUUUCUUGUCUAAUGUGUGAGAGUAUGAAGUCAUGGGCAAGUUAGUCUGCUGCAAUUGAGGGGAAGAAUGGAAUUUAGAAGUUCGUUGAGAGUUAAGGAGAUUUGAGAUAAUUGUUGUAAGAAGAGCGGACGAAUGAGCUGUCUGGAGCAUUGCCGUCCAGAAAAAUAGAAUGCAAGCGACAUAGGGAAUUUAAAAUUUGCUAGUAGCCACGUUAAGAAACAAAAAGGAAGUUGGAAUUAGGAAUGUAUUUUACUUAACAAUAUCCAAACUAUUAUUUCAACACGAAAGCAACAUACAAAAAUUAUGAGUGAGCUAUUUUACCAUCCGUGCGCAAAGUCUUUGAAAUCCAAUGUCUCUUUUACACUUAGAGCACAGUUUGGCCUGGCCGCAUUUCAGGUGCUCAGCAGCCUCGUGUUGCUAGUGGCUGCUGUAUUGGACAGCGCAGAUCUAGAGGGACACUGACCGCUGAGCAGUGUUCAGGUCCCAGCUGUAGUGAGCAACCAUGUGUUUAGAGUGGUGCACGUCUGCCCAGUUGUGAGUUUUUUCUCCAGCCAUUCUUAACAGUUUGAAGGCAGCCAAAGAGAAGGCAUUAAUUCAUUCCAAAAAAGCUAUUACAAUUCCAGCUCGAUGCUGGAGCUGCAGUAGUAUAUAAGACGGACAAAGUCGGCUGGAGCCUCUCUGAACUGGGAGUCAGCUUGAAGCACUCACUCUGCUUAGAGCUGAGAGCUCAAAGAAGUCGUAGCUAGGUUUCCAUGCAUCUCACAGUGACUUCAGGAGGAAGGCCUGGAUGGAAGCUUUGGAUGCCUCCACUGAAGAUGAGAUCCCGGGGCCGGGGGCUUGGCUUAGAGGUUUUCCCUAUAGGAAUAAAAUGGAAGGAGAAUCAAGCGGAUUGGAAAUCCACAGUCCAGUUUUUGAUAAGAAAAAGAAAAAGUAUUCUGUAUAUAAGAAAAGACAUCGGAGGCGUUCCCAUGAAAGUUUCAGAGACUCCCCGCUGGCGAAUGAACAGCCUCACGUACCUAAGAGUGAAAAAAGGAGAAAGGAUUCCUGGCAUCUCGUUUCUUCUUUGGAAAAAUCGGAAAUCUGUGAUGAGACUGAAAAGGCUACUUCUAUACCCAAGAAGAAAAAAAAGAGAAGAGAUCAUGCUUUAGGGAUAGAUGAAGAAAAAGAUGUUGUGUGUGUCCUAGUGGAUAAAAAAAAAAUCAAGAGCACGCCAGAAAACUUUAGAAGAGAUGUCGAUGUCAUCUACGUUGACGUGAGCGAGAAACAAAAGUCUAGCAAAGAGCCUGAAGCAGAUGAACCACUUUCAGUUACUAAGUCACGUAAAAAUGAGUCAGAAGGACUGCACAAUGAAGUUAGGGAAAAAAAGAACAAAAAACGUCGGAGGAAAGUUGAAUCUUGUGACGCCCUAGAGGAAAGCUUAUGUGCGAGCAUCGCCCCACCCCAAUCGGAAUCACACGAGCAGGAAUCCCUGCCUUCUGCAGACCUAGAAGGUGAAAUCACACAACUACCAGCAUCUGCUGGUAAAAAGAAGUCUAAGAAAAAAAAGAGAAAAAUUUCAGAUGACCAGGAAUUUGAGGUAUUGGCUGUGCCCGAGAGUCCUGAGAACACGUGCUCUGAGGCAUUGCCGCUGGUCGGUGAGGUCGAGACUGCAGAAGGCAGGGAGAAGGCCCACAAGGUGAAGAAAAAGUCCAAGAAGAGGAAGCGAAGGUCGUCUGUUGACAGUGCCGUCGCAUCUGGUGAUCUUUCCGUGCUCACUGCGGGCUUUGACGACACACCCUUUGAUUCACCGGAAGGUAAUGGUACCUUGAUGGAAGAAAGUGCGAGCCCCAGGCCACAAGAGGAGAAAACAGAGGCCUGUUCCGGAGAGGUGCACAGGUUAGAACCUACAAGUGAACAAGAAAGCAAUUUGGAAUCGGCUAAAGAUUCUGAGACAAAGUAUUUAUCUGAAGAUUCGAGAGAUUCUGUUGAUUCUGAUGUGGAUUUGGAUUCUGCCGUGAAGCAGCUCCAAGAGUUCAUUCCUGACAUCAGGGAGCGGGCGGCCACCACAAUCAAGCGCCUGUAUCGGGAUGACUUGGGACGGUUUAAAGAAUUUAAAGCGCAGGGUGUCGCUAUUAAAUUUGGCAAGUUUUCUGUAAAGGAAAAUAAGCAGUUAGAGAAAAACGUGCAAGAGUUUCUAUCCCUGACAGGAAUUGAGAAUGCAGACAAGCUUCUGUACACAGACAGAUACCCAGAGGAGAAAUCCAUGAUCACCGAUUUAAAAAGAAAAUACUCAUUUAGAUUGCACAUUGGUAAGGGCAUUGCCCGGCCCUGGAAACUCGUAUACUAUCGAGCAAAGAAGAUGUUCGAUGUCAAUAAUUACAAAGGCAGGUAUAGCAAAGGAGAUGCCGAGAAACUAAAGAUAUACCAUUCCCUCCACGGGAACGAUUGGAAAAAGAUCGGUGAGAUGGUGGCUCGGAGCAGCCUCUCCGUUGCGCUCAAGUUCUCCCAGAUCAGCAGCGAAAGAAAUCGUGGUGCUUGGAGUAAGACGGAAACCCAGAAACUCAUCAAGGCUGUUGAAGAAGUGAUUCUAAAGAAGAUGUCUCCCCGGGAGUUAAAAGAGGUGGAUUCUAGACUCCAAGAAAAUCCUGAAAGCUGCCUGUCAAUUGUUCGGGAAAAACUCUACAAGGGCAUAUCCUGGAUAGAAGUGGAAGCUAAAGUAGAAACCAGAAACUGGAUGCAGUGUAAAAGUAAGUGGACGGAAAUUCUGACCAAGAGGAUGACAAAUGGUCGGGACGUAUACCGUGGAGUUAAUGCCCUGCAGGCCAAAAUCAACCUUAUUGAAAGAUUGUAUGAAAUAAAUGUGGAAGAUGCUAAUGAAAUAGACUGGGAAGAUCUUGCUAGUACCAUAGGUGAUGUUCCUCCAUCAUAUGUUCAAACUAAAUUUUAUAAGCUGAAAGCUACCUGUGUUCCCUUUUGGCAGAAGAAGACUUUUCCAGAGAUUAUAGACUACCUUUAUGAGACCAGUCUACCGUUGCUUAAAGAAAAGUUAGAGAAGAAGCUGGAGAGAAAAGGGACUAAAGUGCAGGCUCCUGCAGCCCCCAGGCAAGUCUUCCUGUUCAGAGACAUCUUCCAUUGCGACGACGACAGUGACGGAGAAGACGUAGAUGACAGAAGUUAAGCGGAUGAUCCUGAUGUCCAUUUUUCUAGGUUUGGUGGUUAUAUACAUGGGUCAGCAAAGCUAUUUUCAGUAUCACUGUUGAUUAAAGAAGGUCCAGUGGCCAAAGGAAGGGCGUGAAAAUGACAGCUUAUAUUGUGUUGCAUUAAAAAUUGAUUAACGUGUUCAUACUUGAGUUUAUUUGAGUGCGAAAAGAAAGAGGAGCAUAUACGUUGAUUUAAUAUUUCUGUACCGUUGUACUGAAAAUAGUUACAACUAAUGGUUUUUAUAAAACAACAGUAUCCCACGUCCCUCUGAUUGCAGCAGAGGGUAGAGUCACGGCCUAUGGACGUUUCAUUGCGUGGGUUCAGCUGUAAUGGCGCUCAGCACAUGUGAGAAGGGUAACGAUCUUAAUGAUGCAUGCCAUUUUGCUUUCUGUUUUUCCGGUUCAUACAUAUGUUCUCAGUGUAUAUAAGUAUUCGCUAAGUUUUAGAGGGAAGUUGUGGAUCUGCUGUUCCCUCAGACUGGUUUCAGUUCCCAUGUACUUGUCAUGUGCGUAUCUCACCUUCCUGAGUGUGAUUCUCAUGUUUAAAGAUACAUAUUUUUCAUACAGGACGCCCUCUCAAAGCCACUCACUGAAUUCACCUGGUGUUCAACUGGGGAAAAAACAAAUCAACCAGCAGUCUCUUCCAUUGUUUAUAGAAAAACUGGCUCUGUUAGACUUAUUGAAAGAUGCUGUGUGGAUCUCAGGAAAGACUCAUGCCCAAGGGAAUAAUUUUAACGUUGGGCUAUUCCAUCAGUAAGGAAAGCAAAACCAUUCUAGAUAUUUCAAACAGAGAAGGAUUUAAUGUAGAGAUUUAGGUUAUAAAAUUGUUAAACAGGACAAAGGAUGAAAGAGAGGAAGGGUGAAUUACCCAGCAGUGGGAAGUGAGGGGAAGCUGCUGCAGCCCCUGUGUGCCCCAGCUAAUGUGCCCCCGUGCCGCUUCUGCAAACUCUGGGUUGCCUGCUGCUGCUGCUGCCUUUGCAGCUGUGUCCCUUCUCUGCCACACGGCCUCAACAGGUGCCUGUGUCUCCCUGGAACCCAACAGCCUCUGCCUCCCUCCUGCCUUCUAGGCUCUCACAAGUGCCUCCCCUGGGCAGCCCCUUGGCUGAAUCCUGCUGGCAAGAGAAAGCAAGUUUCCAGGCUUCUAACCACAUCCGUACAGGAGAGCAUAGGAGGGAAGGGGUGGGUGAAUGAUAUCCCCUACAGCGAGGUCACCAUCUGUGCCAACAUGCAACUCCCCUGUCUCCUGAGUGUUCUCUCUGAUGUCAUUUAUGUGACAUCAGGACAGGUGGUGGUGGUUAAUUUAUCCAGAAAGCUAGACAUUUUCCCAAACCUGCCAUAACUGGGAAAGGAAGAAUGCAGAGAAACAAGUGUAGGACUCCUUGGUCACCAUUUAUCCCCAGCACUUGUCACAGUGUUUUACAAAUAAUAGACACUCAAUAAAUAUUCAGUAAACAGAUGAAUGUUUUCUUUUUAGCCAGCAUUUCACCUUUCGUCACCUCCCUCUGUCCAAUAGACAUACUAAUCUCCGUGCUGAUAGGAUAUAAAUUGUGCGUUCCUUUUAGAGGACAAUCUGGGAAACUACAUCAGAGCCCGAAGAAUGUACAUCUUCUGUGAUCCAGGAAUUUCACUUCUAGGACCUAAAGAAAUAAUAGAACUAGUGUACAACAGUGACACAUUUAUAAUACGAAAAGUAGAAAAAAUGUAAAUGUACCUUAACAGGAAAUUUGUUAAAUUAUGGUAUAUUCCUAGAAUGGAAUAUUAUGCAGUAAUUAAUAAUGAUAGAUUUGGUUAACAUAAAAAGAGGUAAACAAUAUUAUCAACUGAAAUAUUUCAGAAAAGUAUCUAUAUUUUCUUAGUUUUGUAAAAGUAAAACAGUAAAGGAAAUUGUGUGUAUAUAGAUGCAUUAAAAUGUAUGGAAGAAUUAAACCCAAAAUGUUGGCAGUGGUUCUCUCUGGGCGCUGGGAUUGUGAGUUUAUACAUUAGAACUGCCGAUUGCAAGUGCCAGAAAAUCGGACUCAGAUAGCUCUACGGAAUCCAGGAACUCUCACUACUGGAAGUCAGAGGGAGUGCUCGUUUUAAGUAAGGAUUGAUCCAGCUACUUGGAGUCACCAAAGAUGUGGUUUCUUGCUGAUUCUCUGCUCUCCCUUCUCGAGAGUCCAUUUCAUCUUCAGUCCACACAGGGGGUGCCCCUUGGCCCCGAGGGAUGCCUUGAUGUAGUCACAGAUUGCAGCAAUCCUAUUCCCCAUUCAGAGGAAGAAAGAAGAUCUGUCCCGAAAGCGCUUACUUCAGUCCUGGGUUUUGCUCCUAGUGUCCCAAUUAGAGCUUGUGCCCAACUCUGAAUCAGCACUAUGACCAGGGAGAUAGGAUUGUCUUCAGCCAAUCUGGGCUCAUCUCUGGGGCUGAGAUUUAGCUCAACAUGCCUUGAGCGGCUGAGAGAGUAAAUACACCAGUGGAAAAUCAGGGUCCCAUUAGCAGAAGAGGUGACUGGACUCUGAGGAAGCAACCACGGAUGUGCUUGACAGUGAGUGAUUACCUGUGCUAUGAAUUUUACCCAAUAAACUUGUGUGCUUUGUACAAGUUUUAUUUUUAUAACUUUUCCUCACCUCUAUCUCCAUGCCCUCCCCUCAAAGGAAAGAGUCUACCAUUACAAGCCUUACCUUUGCCAAGCACCCUUUUUACAUAUAAGAAUCCAGGAAUUUGGAAGAAGCAGGGCAGGGUAGACUGUGUAUGUCAAAAGCAGGUCCAGGAGAAGAGAAGGUUGUAAGGGGAAAACAUGAGUUUGGUUUGGGCUCUGCAGACUGCGGUACCGAUGGGGCACAUUUGAAGAGAGCCCCAGCCUGUGGUGUGAAGAGAAUGGACAGAAGAAAAGAAAAAGCUACACUAGAAAUAUGGACUUGUUUGUUAGCUCCAUGAAGGUGAGAGUUGAAGCCAUGAAAUGGACAGCCCCUACUGAGAGUGAGAAGAGGGCAGAAGAGGAAACCUUAUGUAAUGUCUGUACUUGGGAAGAAGUGGAAGAGGAUGAGUAGACUCAGAAAGUUAGCAAAGGUAAAGAGAAAAAGAUACCUACCUCACAAGACCAAGGGACAAAUAAAAUUGUCUUUAAACACC